Molecule: messenger RNA, 1665 nt
Organism: Tarenaya hassleriana
Lineage: Eukaryota; Viridiplantae; Streptophyta; Magnoliopsida; Brassicales; Cleomaceae
Product: N-acetyl-D-glucosamine kinase
Exons: 7
Coding region: 236-1450 (404 amino acids)
Source: RefSeq, a predicted model, not a curated record
UUAGAUAUCGCGUUUAAAAAGAAACAAAUCUCUCUCUCUCUCUCUCUCCAAUAUCCCAAAAUUUCCCACAUUUCCGAUCAAAAAGCAAUUAUUUUUUUUACUAUCGACUCAAAGAUUUGGCAACCCAUUUCGCGGUCCUCUUCGAUCUCAUCUGGGUUGGUGAAAUUCCGGGGAUUGGGCAACGAAGAGCGCGGCAAUUUCCGAUUUUUUUCUCUUAAACUCCUCGAUAUACUGAAUGAGUAAUCUCCGUAGCAAUGGUGACGCACGAAAGCUGGAGGGAGACGGAGGAGAGGCGGAGGAGGAGAAGUCUCGCACGAACAACGGCGGGGCAUGUCAAAACGGCGGCGAAGACGGCGUCGUAUUGGGUCUCGACGGCGGUGCAACAUCGACGGUGUGCGUGUGCAUGCCUUUCCUCCCGUUCGGCGAUCGCUUGCCGGAAAACCUCCCGAUCCUCGGCCGUGCCGUCACCGGUUGCACCAACCACAACAGCGUAGGAGAAACAGCAGCUAGGGAUUCACUAGAGCAAGUAAUUUCCGAUGCUCUUUUAGAAGCGAGUUUAGAUAAAUCAGCUGUUCGUGGUGUGUGCUUAGGGGUUUCAGGCGUUAAUCAUCCCUCGGACCAGGAAAGGGUAUCGAAUUGGAUAAGGUCUACCUCUCCAAUAUCUAUGAUUACGCCGAUGGGCAUUUUCCCUAGUCGUGUCAAAGUUUAUGUUCAGAAUGACGCUGUCGCAGCAUUAGCUAGUGGAACCAUGGGAAAGCUCCAUGGCUGUGUCUUAAUUGCUGGUACGGGAUGUAUAGCUUAUGGCUUUGAUGGAGAUGGCAGGGAAGCCCGGGCAUCUGGCGCUGGACCGAUCUUAGGUGACUGGGGAAGUGGCUACGGGAUUGCUGCACAGGCACUGACAGCAGUGGUCAGAGCCCAUGAUGGUCGUGGCCCGCAAACCAUGCUUACGUCUACCAUCUUGAAAGCCCUCGGUCUUUCCUCUCCAGAUGAACUCAUCGGCCAUCACUUCGCUUGGAACAAUACUCAGACAAAGAUUCGGUGUUCUUUUUUUCUGGAUUCGGUCAGGUGGACGUAUGCAGAUCCGUGUUGGGCACGGAUUGCUGCUCUCGUUCCCGAAGUAGUGUCUUGUGCGGAAGCCGGCGAUGAAAUCGCCAACAGAAUUCUGGUCGAAGCUGUUGAGGAUUUGGCUCUAAGCGUCAAAGCAGUUGUUCAGAGACUCGGCCUGUGUGGCAAAGAUGGAACCGAUUCUUUCCCAGUGGUGAUGGUCGGUGGAGUGCUCAACGCUAACAAGGAAUGGGACAUAGGUAAAGAAGUGGCGACUCGUAUCGUCCAACACUUUCCGGGGGCUUGCACGAUUAGACCAAAGGUGGAGCCGGCGGUAGGGGCGGCAAUGUUGGCGAUGAACUUGUUGACGAGAGAUGAAGAAGAAGAAGAAGAUCAUAACCGGUGACAAAUACGUUGAUUUUGCAUGCAUGGGGGAAUCUUCACGUACGUACGGCACCGUACAGUAAAAGAAAACAUGGAUUCAGUUCUGUUUCAUGUCACUUGUCACAUUUCUUUACUACAACAACAACAACGAUAAGGGGAAACAUGUAAAUACAGUGGAAAAAACAACGUUUUCAAGUUGAAGGAGAUCAUCUCUCGGUGUUUUGGUUCAUAGUUUAA